AUGGAUACUUGUGGGGUCUCCACAUUCCUCAGGGGUCAAUUUCAAAGGAUACAUUUUUCUUCGGUUCGCCACACUCGACCUCUGAAAAAACGGGCAGGACACGUGGUGUCGCCGAUCUGCGUCUUGCCGCUAACGGAAGAGAGUGUGGAGAUAGUGCUGGACGAAGUACGGCCGUCGCUGAUGGCCGACGGAGGAAACGUGGCGCUACACGAAAUCGACGGGCUUGUGGUGGUUCUAAAGCUGCAAGGAGCUUGCGGGUCGUGUCCUAGCUCAUCGAUGACGUUGAAGAUGGGAAUCGAGAGUCGUCUCCGAGACAAGAUCCCAGAAAUCAUGGCCGUCGAGCAGUUUCUCGAACCCGAGGCAGGAGGGUUAGAGCUGAACGAGGAGAACAUCGAAAAGGUCCUCUCUGAGCUACGGCCGUACCUAUCCGGUACCGGAGGUGGUGGGCUUGAGCUGGUUGAGAUCGAUGGUUACGUGGUCAAGGUUCGGCUCACUGGACCAGCUGCUGGAGUCAUGACCGUUCGUGUCGCGUUGACUCAAAAACUGAGGGAAACGAUUCCUUCGAUUGGUGCAGUCCAGCUUUUAGACCGACUAUUCAGGCCCUCUGUCUGCAAAAAUAUCAUCAGACGCACAAACGUUCGUCUGUUCUCAUCUACAACUAACACGAGCGGGUCUGAUUCGGAUGGUGAGACCACGGUGACUUGGCCCUCGUCUGGAUCUACCUACCCCUUUCUGAUGGUUGACCACAUCCUUUACAACAAGCCAUAUUGCUCCAAGAAAAAGCAACUCUUGAAUGUGGACAAGACAGUCGGGGAACAGGUCUGUGAUGCGAUGACUGUUGGGUUUUCACGUGAUGGAUUGCGAUACAGCCUUUCGAGUAAGGACGGUCUUGUUAUCCAUUACAAGCCCUCUAACCCAAAACUAAAAGACAUGACCGUUCAUCUUCCUCCUCUACCCAAGGGUUCCAAAAUCCAAAGCCUGGCCAUGUCCUCUUUACCUAAACGAGAUAAAGAUUGGGUGGUGGGUGUCAAGUUAUCGGGAUCUCGGUUGAGUCUCUGCAAUCCUUUUGGCAGAUCUGAAUGGAUCGACAUCCGAAAGGCGCCUCAGUCUAUAAACCCUUCAUCGAGCCUCAUGUUCUCCAAAAAAGAUGACAGGUUCUACAUUCCAAGUAACGGAGGCAACUACUUGUGCUCUUUGGAGAGCGAUGAUGACUAUGUCCAGUAUAUAGACUUGCGUUUUGACGAUCUUCCAAAUUCGGUGUUUGAGGAGUUUGUGAAGGUGAGUUCAUGUGCAAGGACAGACCACCUUGUGGAGUCACCAACCGGCCUUCAAUUCCUCGUCAAGUACGGUAUUGACUCAGAGGUGUUGCGUAAGGACUCGGAGGAGCACGAAUUUUAUACAACAAGACUGGAGGACGUAACAGAAAAGUUCAUGGUGUUUAGGGAGGGGCAAGAAUCGGAUAAAUAUGACAAUAAGACCAUGAUCUACACAGAAGACAUUGGAGAUCUUUGCAUUUUCCUUGGACACAGCGAGGCUUUUUGUGUCCCUGCAAGCUCAUCCCCUGGACUCAAGCCUAACUGCAUCUAUUUCUUUGGCCGUAACUUUGGUGUUUAUAAUCUCAUCACCAAAACUUGCAAGACCUUCUGCUUAGGACCAUAUAACAGUCCAUUAAGGAGAUUGGAAUUCCCUUACUGGCCUUCUAAGCUUCCUCUCUAG
This is a messenger RNA of Thlaspi arvense, 1716 nucleotides long. Lineage: Eukaryota; Viridiplantae; Streptophyta; Magnoliopsida; Brassicales; Brassicaceae. The record is from the annotation of a GenBank genome assembly.